UAAUAAUUCAUUUACUCAUAUUAAUGUAACAAACAUUGAAUUUCUUUACGCAACGUCUCGCACUGUUCGAUUUGGAUCACUGAGGACUGAUACAAGCAACAUUAGUUGUUUUGUUGCUGAAUAGGUACUCAUGUUACAAAUUAUGCAGUAUUAUUUCCGAAUCAAGAACUAUGUCAAGCAAGUGUAGUGUAACGUCCGGUCACGUUUCAUUUUAUAUAAACUAGGUGACCAAGUCUUUAGUCAUUAACGCGUUUACCUCUGAAAACAAAGACCUAUUAUUAUUAUUUCAUGAAUCGUUUGUAAUAAUUUUAAAUUAUAUAAUGGUGGCCAGGGCUGUAAUCAUGUUCGCUGUCUUCUGCUCUCUGAGUUCAUGCUUUGGAAAUCAAACUACAGAAAGUUCAUCUUAUUACGAGAAUGCCACUACGCCGCUGGAUGUGAUGAAAUCUAGUCCUAGUUCAGAGCCCUCAGAACAAAAGCAAGACGGUCAAGUUCCUACCUGGCGCUCUUGGGAUCCAAGGAAAUUUUGGCAAUGGGGUCGCAGUAUAAUAAACGAGGCGUACACUUCUGAGUUAAUAGAGAGUCCAACGAGGAGACUUCAAAACCACGACGAAAACAGCAGUCGGCACAGACGAAAAUUGAAAAACAACAUAAAGUUUCUUGUUAAAAUACAACAAUAUGAAAAAUAUAUUUCUCUGUUAUUAUUUGUCUUAUGAUGAUUGAAAAGUGACCAUGAUCACUACAUCUUCCGCCGAGUUUCUUGCUGACCUUUUCAGUAGGAAUGGCAUUCCGAAUCAGUGGUAACUAUAUAGAUUCUUUAGACGAUUCUAAAGCACUUUUAAAAGUUUAUCUGAGGAACAAACGAUUUUCUCAUUCGAGAGCAUUCAAGUUUAUUAGACUUGUUAUUUUUAUGAACUGCUUGCUGAUUUUAUUUUUAAUGUGUUGCGUUUGGUGCAAGCUGGUUGAAGUGAUAUCUGAAAAUCAUCUACUUAAAUGAUAUUUGUAGAUUAGUUACAAAUACUCGGACCUGGGAAUGCAGAUGGCAAAAUGCUGGCUAGAUUUUGUUAAUUGCAAUGUUGCGAAAUAAGGUCAUACUGUCAGUGUCAAUUGUUCACUGUACCUAUUGUGAUCAAAUUGCAUGUCAAAUGAUCUAUCAUUUUCGGUGGUAUUUCCAAAAUAGUCCCCAAGUUAUUGUUAUUUCUUUAUGAAAUAGAAUAAUACUUAUUUUUAGGUAGAUGCGUCAAUAAAGCAGUUUGUAUAAUACUUAUAGGUACCUAUAAGAACUACAGUUACCUAUGUAUUACAUAGACUCUCAAAGAACUUUGACUCGACGAGAUAGCUCUGUAAUAGUACCGAAAGCCUUUAUCAAAGAUGAUUAUGAAGCUAUGUCUACGACGCGUGGACCUUCUACGGCUCGACUUGCCAGUGACUCUAGAACCUCUCUCGGGCACCGCCCGAGGGGGUCUGUUCGGAAAGAAAUUAUUACCAUUCUUUUCGAGUCUAUGCUAGACAGUAUAGUAGAAUCUUGGGAAGUAAUAGAACAACGUAAAACUGAAGAAAUUAAUAUUGAUAUUGGCAAGACCCCCAGUGAUGUAACGUCCACUAGCAAGAAAAAGAGACCACUAGCGAAACCAUCUAAAUCAAAAAAGAGUCGAUCUAAAAUUGAGUUAAAUGAUAGCAAUACCCAGAGCGAUUUGAUGCAAAUGUGUUGGUGGGCAGGACCAGAUGAAAAGGCGAUUAUUCGAUUUCGAAACGGAAACAUGUAUGAAGGCCAAAUCUCGAUGAAAUGCAUGCAUGGGGAGGGACGUUAUCAGUGGGCAGAUGGAACUAUUUUCUUAGGCCAAUUUGUGGAAAACGAAAUAAAUGGAAAAGGUACAAUUCAAUGGAAAGAUGACACAUGGUAUGAAGGCGAUUUCGCUGGAAAUCUUCGUCACGGCAAAGGUCUCUAUGUUAACUCGCGUGAACAGCGUUCUUAUACCGGGUCUUGGCAUUACGGCACCAAACAUGGCGAGGGAGUUAUUUGUUUCUCUGGAUCUAGUAAAAAUUCUUACGAUGGACACUGGAUUUACAACGUGCGUCACGGCUUUGGUUCUCGUGAGUAUUGCCAGAUGAGCGGAUAUAAAGGAGAGUGGAAUCAUAACAUAAGGGAAGGAAAAGGUUUAAUGAUAUGGCCAAAUCAUGAUUUUUAUAGAGGGGAAUGGAAAAAUGGUGUUAUGUCUGGAUAUGGAUUCUACAUUUGGGAUGCAUGUUAUAAUAAUUCUAUGUCCUUGCCAUCUUUGAUCGCAUACCGUGGCUUUUGGGAAAAGGGUGCACGCAACGGUCAUGGUAUACUGAACCUGGGUUUAGGAUUAGGUUCCCACUAUAAAGGAGAAUUUAAAAAUAAUAAAAAGCAUGGGGCUGGGAAAUUAGUCACUAACAAUGGACUUAUAUUACAAAACAAACAUUUAUUUUCUGACGACAAUGUUGGUGUUAUGACGCGAGAACAACAAGAAGGUGAAUAUGCCGUUGAUAAAUAUACUCAACUUCAACAAGAACCCUUCUGUUUUAAUUUAUGUGAUAGCUCGGUUGACCUUACUUACCACAUAGAACAAGUAAUUAAAAAUAUAGAUAAGCAACAAGAUAUUGUAAUUGAAAUCGUGAACGAGUUUAUGGAAGCUAACAAUAUUCACAUAUCACAUGUUGCAAAAUACGAAACUCAAAAGGACUUAGGUUUAAUAGGUCUUGGAGACUUGAUAGAUUUCGAAGUGAGCUCUCUAAAUAAAGCACUAACAUGCUACGAGACUAAUUUGAAAAAGAUAUACUAUCAGUAUGCAACUAUAUGUAACAAGGAAGAAAUACAUUUCACGCCUAUCUUAAUUCGUUUAUAUUUUUGGCAAUUGUAUUAUGACUGCAAUAUACAUGAAAAAGGCUUGACGCUAGUGGAAAUUGAUAUAGCAUUCCACGAGAAUCCUAAAUGGCUUUCAAGAUCGCCUCACAAUCCGUUUGAGAAAAUAUAUUUUUGGCAAUUCCAACACGGACUUAUAACAGUUGCGAGUAAGUUAUAUGCUAAAAGACAAUUACCGGGAAAGAAGCCAGACACCAUGUUGGCUAGUGCUUUUCGAGUUUUUAUGGAAAACGAUGUAUUACCUGGAGUUGGACGUAAAAAAGGUAAGCUGGCAGAAGGAUACGGUGCGUUCGUGCCACUGAAAGGUCUUUACGGAUUGUAUUGCAGUUUGGAAGAGCCUUGUACUAUAAGAUCAUUUUUGUGUGCCGUUCGAUAUCCACCACAUGAUAUCGAACAAAUCAACCCUGCCCUUGUGGAUCAAGAUUGUCAUAACCUGGGAAGGAAUGCUUACAUUUUUGGCGACGAAAUAACUUUUAUAAAUGAUGAACCAAUAAGCGAGGAAAACGAUGGUGAAAGCUUGAGUUUCAAUCCUCCUCUGAAACUAUUUAACUUUAGCAACUUGUCCAUUAAAACAAUAAUAAACAUAUGCCAUCGAAUAUUUCCACAAAUAUGCGUCGCGGACAAGAUAAUGGAUUUGAAUGUGGAAAUGACAUUUUUUGAAUUUUUCGAAGCAUUUAUCGCGUGUGUUGAAGAAAGUAUUCGUGUCACGGAUGAAGACGUUCGUCUGCAACAGAAGUCUGCAAGAUCUUUUACCGCAGAUAUACCAGCUUUGCCUAAAUCUAAAUAAAAGCUGUCGGCUUGUUUACUGCUCAGAAAAUCUUUUAAGUGACACAUUUAGAUACGUGGAUAUACCUUAGAUCUGUAUUUUGAACCUAACGGCAUGGACGUAGGUAUAAUACUCAGUUAUUUAUUUUGUUAAGGUAAGUAUAAUGACUGGCAAACUUGAAAAAUGCGCCAUAGUCGAUUUUUAGGUCUCUUUGGUGGACCAAAGGGGAUCCGACGGUACUUCUAGCGCACGGGUGCACGCGAUUGCCCGGCUUUGAAUUGGCCCUUGCCCCUUGCAUCAAGCGUUGCGCUCUUUUCCCCCUCACUACGCUGCUUUUUGCUCUAGAUGUUUGCCAGUCAUUUUACCUAUAACCUAGGUAAGGUAGAUAUUUGAAUAUAAGCAUAAACCUACCUGCCUAUAAAAUAACAUUAUGUAAUUACUUAGUACUUCAAAAUAACAUUUUAAGUGCCUAUUUUACAAAAUAAAUACGUAGGU
Messenger RNA from Maniola jurtina (meadow brown), 4142 nucleotides. RefSeq names its product radial spoke head 10 homolog B-like. The transcript has 10 exons. The coding region runs from base 1293 to 3668 and encodes 791 amino acids. Lineage: Eukaryota; Metazoa; Arthropoda; Insecta; Lepidoptera; Nymphalidae. The record is from RefSeq and is a predicted model, not a curated record.